AUGGACUUGACGGAUCUGUCCAAGCUAACACCUGGAGAAUUUCGUGGUGCUUCGAGAAAACUGAAGUGCACUUAUGGCGCUGAAGUAACUUUGCAUGGAGGCCCGGAAUGGCCACGGUUAGCGGAAAAAAAACUUAACAGCGAGAAGAGUGUCUUCUUGGAAGCACUAAAUGGAAUCGUCAACAUGCCCGGAGGCGACGAUUUGUCCAAGAAUAAAAGGCAGGAGAGAUAUGGCAAUGACUUUAUGCGAAGCUUCUACGAGAAGUUAUUAAAUAAGAUGAACGACGACACUAUGAUGGCACAGUAA
Molecule: messenger RNA, 306 nt
Organism: Necator americanus (New World hookworm)
Lineage: Eukaryota; Metazoa; Nematoda; Chromadorea; Rhabditida; Ancylostomatidae
Exons: 3
Coding region: 1-306 (101 amino acids)
Source: RefSeq, a predicted model, not a curated record